This is a messenger RNA of Colletotrichum truncatum, 2706 nucleotides long. The record is from RefSeq and is a predicted model, not a curated record. Lineage: Eukaryota; Fungi; Ascomycota; Sordariomycetes; Glomerellales; Glomerellaceae.
AUGAGAAACAAGAUUGCUCGUCUAAAAGCUUACUUUAUCGUCCCAUUUGGUCGGAAUGAAAACUUUGUUGGCAGAGAUGCCAUCUUAGUACAACUUCUCGAAAGGAUUCCCCCGAGUGCUUAUAAAGACACCUGCCAAAAGACAGCCAUCGUCGGCCUCGGAGGGGUUGGCAAGACACAGGUUGCUAUUGAAGCCGCCUAUCGCGUUCGCGACGCACACCCCGACUGUUCUGUGUUCUGGGUGCCGGCUGUCGACACGGUGAUGUUUGAGAACGCAUAUCGCGAUAUCGGUCGAGCGCUUAGCAUCCACGGCAUCGAAGAUGACGAAGCGGAUGUCAAAGGGUUGGUUAAAGCCGCCCUAGAACGGGAUGGUAAUAGGAGUUGGCUUCUCGUUAUCGAUAACGCCGACGACAUGGAGUUGCUCUUUACCAACUCCAAGUUAGCAAAGUAUUUUCCCUCUAGCAGAAAGGGCUCUAUUCUGCUUACGACUCGUAACGAGCAGGCGGCAACAAGAUUUAGCCGUGGUCGCCCUCUAUACUUACGGGAGAUGGGCAGCAUAGACGCCACUCAACUCCUACAUAGUGGACUAGACGAAAGCCAGAUCAGCGACACUCGGAUCACUACAGAGCUGCUAGGGCAUCUCGCUUAUCUACCUUUAGCUAUCCGACAAGCAUCAGCAUAUAUGGCUUCGAACAAGAGUGUGACGGUGUCUAAAUAUCUCAGGUAUUGUAAGGAUAGUGAUGAGAAACUAGUGGGAUUGCUCAGCAAGGACUUUGAAGACGAAGAUCGAUACGACAAUAUCCAGAACCCAGUGGCCAAGACAUGGCUAAUCUCGUUUGAGCAUAUCUCAAGGGACAACCGGCUAGCAGCAGAGUACCUCGGCUUUCUAUGCUACCUCGCGGAGAAGGACAUCCCCCUAGCUCUUUUGCCGCCUAGUGAGGAUGGGAUAGACACCGAUAACGAUAUGGCGGCGGAAGAAGCAAUAAGCAUGCUAAUGGCCUACGCGUUCAUCCAGGAGCGGGACACUAAGGGAAGGAUUGAUAUUCAUCGACUAGUGCGCUUGGUGAUGCGCAACUGGGUAAGGGAGAAAGGAGAGGAAGAGGAGCAAGUGACAGAGACGAUUUACUGGCUUAGCGAGAGGUUUCCAUGGCCGGAUCACGAGAAUAGGGCAGUGUGGAUGACGUACUUGCCGCAUGCGCAAGCGGCACUUCGAUUCCAGGAUUGGUGCACAGACGAGGAAGCAUUAUGGGAUCUGUUGGCUACUACAGGGCGAAGCAAUGAGCUACUUGGAAAGUAUGGUGAGGCGGAGCAGAUGCAUCGACAGACACUGGAGUUAAUGCAGAAGGUGCUGGGACCUGAAAAUCCCUCCACACUCACCAGCAUGAACAACCUAGCAGGCGUGCUUAAAAGCCAGGGGAAGUAUGAAGAGGCAGAGCAGAUGCAUCGUCAGACACUGGAGUUGAGUCAGAAGGUGGUAGGACUCGAUAAUCCCUCCACACUCACCAGCAUGAACAACCUGGCACUCGUGCUUAAAAGCCAGGGGAAGUAUGAAGAGGCAGAGCAGAUGCAUCGGCAGACACUGGAGUUGAGGCAGAAGGUGCUGGGACUCGAGAAUCCCUCCACACUCACCAGCAUGAACAACCUGGCACUUGUGCUUGAAAGCCAGGGGAAGUAUGAAGAGGCAGAGCAGAUGCAUCGGCAAGAACUAGAGUUAAGUAAGAAGGUGCUGGGACCCGAGAAUCCCUCCACACUCACCAGCAUGAACAACCUAGCAGGCGUGCUUAAAAGCCAGGGGAAGUAUGAAGAGGCAGAGCAGAUGCAUCGGCAGACACUGGAGUUGAUGCAGAAGGUGCUGGGACUCGAGAAUCCCUCCACACUCACCAGCAUGAACAACCUGGCACUUGUGCUUGAAAGCCAGGGGAAGUACGAAGAGGCAGAGCAGAUGCAUCGGCAGACACUGGAGUUGAGGCAGAAGGUGCUGGGACUCGAGAAUCCCUCCACACUCACCAGCAUGAACAACCUGGCACUUGUGCUUGAAAGCCAGGGGAAGUAUGAAGAGGCAGAGCAGAUGAAUCGGCAGGCAUUGAAACUAUAUAAGAAGGUGCUGGGACCCGAGAAUCCCUCCACACUCACCAGCAUGAACAACCUGGCAGGCGUGCUUGAAAGCCAGGGGAAGUAUGAAGAGGCAGAGCAGAUGCAUCGGCAAGAACUAGAGUUAAGUCAGAAGGUGCUGGGACCCGAGAAUCCCUCCACACUCAGCAGCAUGAACAACCUGGCACUUGUGCUUGAAAGCCAGGGGAAGUAUGAAGAGGCUGAGCAGAUGAAUCGGCAGGCAUUGGAACUAUAUAAGAAGGUGCUGGGACCCGAGAAUACAGACACACUCACCAGCAUGAACAACCUGGCACUUGUGCUUGAAAGCCAGGGGAAGUACGAAGAGGCAGAGCAGAUGCAUCGGCAGACACUGGAGAUGAGGCAGAAGGUGCUGGGACUCGAGAAUCCAGACACACUCAUCAGCAAAAAUAACCUGGCACUUGUGCUUGAAAGCCAGGGGAAGUAUGAAGAGGCAGAUCAAUUAUGUCGGAAGUCACUGGCGCUAAGGGUGGGACAAAGAGAUGCAUUCCACGGCAGUGGCAGCGCGAACCAGUACGGGCCACCUGAAGAUUAUGUGUCGUACAUACACUCUCCGGCUUCCCACACACAUCAGUAA